UACUUUUAUAUGAAAAUAAAAUAGAUCAUCAAACAAAAUUUCUACCUGAAAGAGAAUGCAGGUAAGAAAUAACUUGUGUUAUGGUCUAAAUGAUGAUGCAGCUUUAUAUAAUAUUUACAAUUAGAGGUGAACGUUGGGAGUGUUCUUGCAGCUCACUGAGCCAACCAACAGACACGACUAGCAAUGCUGCUGCUAACGGUUGUGGAUAUAUACAAAUAUACUUUACAGGACAUAGCGAAUCCUCAACUUUAGUCGUGCACCAACCAUUCACCGUGAUAUACACACAUUUUUACUGUUCGUGUUUGUGAUCAACUAGUAAAUUCCACAAUCAUAAACGUGAUAUUUUAAAUGUGAAAUUUAUUUAAUAUUUUUCAUUUGUUUUUUAAUCUAUGCUGUGUUUAUCUAAUUAAUGACUUAAUUAAAUUUUUCAUUUGUUUUUAUACAACUAAGAGUGUAUGUCAUGAAUCGAUAAACCGGCUGUGACAUGAGAAUUCAUGAAAAUGAUGAGACGGAUAGGUAAACGACAAGAAGAUACGAAGAUUAAGGCAUUGUUGAUCCUUAUUGUUGUUGCAGUGGCACCCGUUUUGUGCUCCGCUGGAAUAUUGGAUCCUUGGCAAUGGGCAAGAAGUGACAAGCUUGAAGUCAACAUUCCUUGGUUACCAUUUGAAAAUGAAACUCGUUGUUAUGAUGAACUGGGUUGUUUAAAUAUCACAAGAAGCUGGUAUCAUUUAAUUCACAGACCUUUGAAUGUAUUUCCUUUACCACGAGAAGUUAUCAAUACCCGAUUUAUUCUUUACACAAAUGACAAUCCAACCGAGGGCCAGGUACUCAUUGCAGCUAAGGACAAGUCAAUAAAACGCUCUAACUUUGAUAAAAAAAGAAAAACAAAAUUUAUCAUUCAUGGAUUUAUUGACACACCUCUUAGUAAUUGGGUCAAGGAAAUGCGAAAUGAGUUGCUGGAGCAUGGUGAUUACAAUGUUAUUAUUGUCGAUUGGGCUGGUGGGAGUCUUCCUUUGUACACCCAAGCAACUGCAAAUACACGGCUGGUAGGAUUAGAAAUCGCUCAUCUCAUUCAACAUCUUCAUAUAAAUUAUGGACUUGAAAUGAGUAAUGUUCAUCUCAUUGGUCAUAGUCUUGGUGCCCACACAGCUGGAUAUGCUGGUGAAAAAUUAGAGGGUGAAAUUGGUCGAAUAACAGGUUUAGAUCCAGCAGAACCAUACUUUCAAGGAAUGCCAAGUCAUUUACGACUUGAUUGGACGGAUGCACAACUUGUCGAUGUCAUUCAUACUGAUGGAAAAAGCAUAUUUUUUCUAGGACUUCCAGGUUACGGUAUGAGUCAACCAUGUGGUCAUUUGGAUUUUUAUCCAAAUAAUGGUAAAGAGCAGCCAGGAUGUACAGAUCUUAGUGAGACAACACCCUCAUUACCAUUGACUUUGAUACGUGAGGGUCUUGAGGAGGCUUCUAGAGUACUUGUUGCCUGCAAUCAUGUCAGGGCCAUCAAGCUUUUUAUUGAAAGCAUCAAUUCAAAGUGUCAGUAUGUUGCACAUGAGUGUAGUAAUUAUCCAAGUUUUUUACGAGGUGAGUGUUUUUCUUGUAAAAGCAACAGUAGUCUGAGUUGUGGUAUUAUGGGUUAUCAUGCUGAUAGUAGUCCAGCUUUGGUGAAAAGAAUUGCUAUGGGACAAGAUGCAUCUGCAUUGUUGGGAAGUAAAUUUUUUUUUUCAACUGGAAAAGAAGAUCCAUAUUGUAGAAGACACUAUCGAUUAACACUUAAUCUUGCAAGACCAUCAACUGCUGAAAGUUGGGUCCAAGGUUUUAUGAAAGUUACGCUUCAUGCUGAUAAUGGAGUCAUACGAAAUAUGGACUUAACACCAAGUGGGUAUAUGAAGUUGGAACAUGGCACGACAAUGAGAAUGGUUGUGGCUCAUCCAGGUGGCGCCGCUAAUGACAUUGGUAAAAUAAGAAGAGUAGAGUUACACUGGGCAUAUGAUAUGGAUGUACUUCAACCAAGAUCACUGUGCUUUUUUUGGUGUAAUGAUAGACUUUAUGUUGACAGCAUACUUGUUGAUAUUAUGGAGCUACCAGGAAGAGGAAAACGUGAGACAGACUUUUCAAGCAAGCUUUGCUCAGCAGGUAGACAAGAAUUUGCUGAGAUAAAUAGUGGCUCAAGUGCAUCUUUUGUCGAUAACUGUUGAAUCAAAAUUAAAAUCCUGUUGAUAGUUCAACAAUUUUAUAAAUAAAUGAAAGACUCGAUUUUUAGAAUAGAAUUAAUGUAUAUCUAACUUUUUAUACUUUCGUAUAAAAUAUCUAUGUGAGUAUUAUGAUCGCGAAUGUAAAUCAUUCAUUCGGCUCUUCAUGUUGAUAGUCAUGCAUGCUGAGCUGCGUUGUAAAUCAUGUAAAUAUUAAAAAAAAAAAAAAAAACAAUUUACC
This is a messenger RNA of Aphidius gifuensis, 2427 nucleotides long. Its product is annotated as pancreatic triacylglycerol lipase-like. Gene Ontology annotation, molecular function: triacylglycerol lipase activity. Gene Ontology annotation, biological process: lipid metabolic process. The record is from RefSeq and is a predicted model, not a curated record. Bases 495 to 2192 code for a protein of 565 amino acids. Lineage: Eukaryota; Metazoa; Arthropoda; Insecta; Hymenoptera; Braconidae. The transcript is spliced from 10 exons.